AUGGCCUUUCAGCAACCAACUCGCCAGCCGGUGCAACGGACCACUCGCCCGCCUGCUCCGGAAGAUGAGGCCGUUGCAGCACUGCCGCCAGCUUCCGAGGGGCGUCCUGAGGAUUCACAAACAUGGGUGCUAUUCUCACCCCCUACUGAAGUCACAACUACAUCAUAUCUCACAGAAUCCGAACAUUCUCUCGAGACGCCUGGCCGGUCACGGCUGAGCGACUUGGGCAGCUUACACACUGUAGCGAGAUCCGAGGAACCAUCCAAUGCCAGGCAGUCGACAUCCGUUUUGUCAGCUAUCGAUGACCAUCAGUCCGUCGACGACGAUGCCGAGUUAGACAGCUUAGACAGCCAUCUUCCCGAAUUUCGUUCCGUGCCUGGUCUGAGUCCCAUUUCGCAGCGAGGCAGUCAGCAAGCUGCUCCCGUCUUCCCUGCUCAUGAUGGACUAGGCUCGUUCCGCCUCGAUCGACCCGUGUUUGGUACUGAUGCCCAGGAUCAGAUAUACCAAUUUGAGAAGUUCAAUCCCCGCAAAUUUCGUCGCAGGCUUGACAGCUUUGACCAUACCCAAGUUGAUCUGGACCAAGUUCAAACCCAGGAAGAAGAAAAGAGACAGCGAAUCGAGGCAUGGCGGCUAGAACAUAGUAGGGUUCUAUUAGAUGAAGUCCAGCGGGAGACUAGACGACGACGCAAGUCAUUGGUGUCGAUACAACGAUCACGGCGUACGUCAGAUGCGGAGACGGAUAAUAUGACAUGGCAUGAUGAGGACGCAUUUCAACCGGACACGGAACAAGAAGGGUUCAUGGCGCGUAUUACACGUACGGUUGUCAAGGAUAUCCUGGGUAUCGAUGACAACAUGCUGUCGAUUCUCUUGGGCGAGGAACUUCCUGAUGAAUAUGAAGAGUCACUGUCAACAACUCCUCGGGCGUCCCAGCACGGUAAUCGUCCGAUCUUGACCACGGCGGACGAGCCCUCGUGGCAGAUUCGGAUUUUGGAGAGACUGUCCAGGGAGCUUGGCCUUCUUGUGAACCACUUGUCACCGCAUCCUGGAGCAUUUUCGGCAUAUUCUCGAAUGCAGCACAUGUCUCUUCCGUAUGCUGGACUCCCGGUCAUUCCUGAAUCCAGCGAUGCCGGUGUGAUCAGCCCAAUGACCGAACCUGGCCAACCUAGUCAAGCUUCUCAACCUAAAUUCCAACCUACGAUGCAUCAACAUUCGCAACCCAUCGGAAUCCCUGGACGGAGACACAAGGUCGAAAGUUCCAGUAAUGACGUAGACAUGACCGACGGCGAUUUCACCAAAGAGGAGUGGGAGAAGAGUCUGGAUAUCAAGCUGGUGUUCCGUUACCUCGUUUCACGAUUUGCCUCUCGGUCGGGCAGCUCGUCACCUCCAGGCACCUCACAUCACGGCGUGUCAACUCAACAAGACACCGCAGCCAAGGUGGCCCGCGUCCGUCAACAUCAUCCUCUCAUCGCUCGAACGAGGCCGGUAGAGCGUCGGUCUUUCAAGGCUGUGGGACCAAGCAGCCCGGUUGCGUUGCGACACCACAGCAGCUGCGCCAGCCAGAGCACUAGACGGUCAGCGCGGAGAAGUAGCUGCUCGUCGAGGCAUUACUGGGACAUUGGCGGCUCGCUGGGCACGGGGUCAGUUAUCGCUUCCAAUGGACCGAUGGGGAGCUGGGGUGAAGUGUAG
Pochonia chlamydosporia 170 is the source of this 1686-nucleotide messenger RNA. RefSeq lists its product as hypothetical. The record is from RefSeq and is a predicted model, not a curated record. Lineage: Eukaryota; Fungi; Ascomycota; Sordariomycetes; Hypocreales; Clavicipitaceae. The transcript has a single exon. Bases 1 to 1686 code for a protein of 561 amino acids.